This is a messenger RNA of Anas platyrhynchos (mallard), 1655 nucleotides long. Lineage: Eukaryota; Metazoa; Chordata; Aves; Anseriformes; Anatidae. The record is from RefSeq and is a predicted model, not a curated record.
CCCCUUCCCAGUCCAGCCCCCCCAGACCAGCCCCAAGAGGAGCAGGGGGCCGGGACCCCCCUGGGGACAACGGGUGACAGCGACCCCCCCGUCGGGGCUCCAGGGCAUGAGCAGGGCCCCGGGGGGGGGGACACGCGGGGACAGGCCCGGCCCCCCCCCGCCGUCCCCACCCUUUCCUGCCGCCUGAGUCAGCGCCACCCGGCCCCGACUUCCGCGUGUCCCACGGCUCGGGGGGUGUCCGGGGGGUGUCCGUCUGUCCGUCGGGGCAGCUGUCCGUCCGUCCAGGACCACCCGCUCUCAGCCCGCCGCUCUCCCCGCCACCAUGUACACGGCGCUCCCCAAAAGCGGCUCCCCCUUCGGCCCCGUGCCCACCCGCCCGGGGCUGCACAUCUGGCGGGUGGAGAAGCUGCGCCCGGUGCCGGUGCCGGAGGCGUUGGGCACCUUUUUUUCGGGGGACGCCUACCUGGUGCUGCACCUGGGGCCCGAGGAGCAAGCCCACCUGCACCUCUGGAUCGGCCGGGAGGCGUCGCAGGACGAGCAGGGCGCCUGCGCCCUCCUCUGCACCCAGCUGAACGCGGCGCUGGGCGAGCGCCCGGUCACCCACCGCGAGGUGCAGGGCAACGAAUCCGACGAGUUCAUGGAGUACUUCCCCCGCGGCACCCUGUGCCUGCAGGAGGGUGGCGUGGAUUCGGCCUUCAGGUCCGUGCGCCCCAGCGCUGGCCCUGGCCCCGUGCGCCGGCUCUACCAGGUGAAGGGCAGGAAGAAAAUUCGGGCGACCGAGCGGGACCUGAGCUGGGCCAGCUUCAACACCGGCGACUGCUUCGUCCUCGACCUGGGUGAGACCAUCUUCACCUGGUGCGGGGCUCGCUGCAACGUGCUGGAGCGCAGCCGGGCCCAGGAGCUGGCGGCGGCCAUCCGGGACGGCGAGCGGGGCGGCAAGGCCCGGCUGGAGGUGGUGGUGGACGGCGAGGAGCCACCGGAGAUGCUGCAGGUGCUGGGCCCCAAGCCCAGCUUGCAGGAGGGCAGCCCCGAGGAGGACGCGGUGGCCGACAGAGCGCGGACGGCCGUCCUCUACAAGGUGUCGGACGCGACGGGGCGCAUGGACCUGACCGAGGUGUCCAGGAGCAGCCCCUUCAGCCAGAGCCUGCUGUGCCCCGACGACUGCUUCGUGCUGGACACGGGCGCCGGGGGAAAGGUCUACGUGUGGAAAGGGCGCAAAGCCAACGAGCAGGAGCGCCAGGCGGCUCUCAGCGUGGCCGAGCAGACCAUCGCCCGCAUGGGCUACUCGCCCCGCACGCAGGUGGAGAUCCUGCCGCAGGGCCGCGAGACGCCCCUCUUCAAGCAGUUCUUCACCAACUGGAAGUGAGGGGGGGACACCGUGGGGACAGGACGUCCCCCUGCCCCCCCCGGGCCAUUUCCAAGGCCAGGCCACCCCCGUGCCCCAUCCCCUGCUGUCCCCAAGCCCAUUUUGUCCCUGUGCCCACGCCUGUCCCCUGCCACCCCCCUCCCCACCCGCUCUGCUGCUGUACCUCUGCCACCUCCACCCUGCCCCGUGCCCACUCCCCGUCCCCGUGCCACCCCUGCCCCGUCACUGCCGUGCUCACGUGCCACCCCCUCUCUGCACCCGUGCCCUGGCAAUAAAGGCCCGAUGCUGA